Sinocyclocheilus grahami is the source of this 625-nucleotide messenger RNA. RefSeq names its product spermatogenesis-associated protein 13-like. The transcript is spliced from 3 exons. The coding region runs from base 71 to 625 and encodes 184 amino acids. The record is from RefSeq and is a predicted model, not a curated record. Lineage: Eukaryota; Metazoa; Chordata; Actinopteri; Cypriniformes; Cyprinidae.
UGAUGUGUUAACACGAAGCUCUGAGCUCAUCCACUCCGGCGAGUUAACGCGGCUAGUGCGGCCCGGUAAGAUGCAGCAACGCAGCUACUUCCUGUUUGACCACCAGCUGGUGUUCUGUAAGAAAGACGUCCUGCGGAGAGACCUGCUACACUACCGUGGCUGUAUGGACGCUGACCUACUCGAGCUGAUCGACCUGCCUGAUGGACGGCACGCUGAGCUGGGCCUCCUGAAGAACGCAUUUCUCCUACGGCAUGCAGAGAACCUGAAUGUUCUGUGUGUGUUGUGCUGCAAAAAGUGCCAGGACAAGCAGCGAUGGCUGCAAGCAUUUGCUCGAGAGCGCAGACGGGUACAGGAAGACCAAGAGAUGGGGAUAGAGAUUACUGAGGCCCAGAGGAAGCAAGCAGUUCACAACGCCAGGAAAUCUAAACAAGGAAAAAUUAAAAAAAUGAAUUAUUCUGAUCAUCCUGUGCCUCCUCACCAUCAGCCGCUACAUCCUCUCCAUCAGCGGCAUGUGACAGUGCCAACCAGCAUCCCCCAGCAGCAGGUCUUCUCUUUAGCAGAGCCAAAGAAGAAGCCAUCUCACCUGUUGUACUCGUUUGCACGCAGUGCCCUCUUCAGGAAAUGA